This is a messenger RNA of Rotaria socialis, 4137 nucleotides long. The record is from the annotation of a GenBank genome assembly. NCBI's taxonomy places the organism in Eukaryota, Metazoa, Rotifera, Eurotatoria, Philodinida, Philodinidae.
AUGAGUGAUGAUGGAAAUCAAGAACGUGAGACGAAAGAAAGCAAGAAUAAGACAAAAGGCAGUGCAGGUGGAACGUUGUCAUCCAUAUUUAUGUCCAUGAGAAAAUCACAAAGCAAAACACGUUCCCCACUGCCACCCGGAAUGAAUCCUGGUAGUCAUGUCACAAAUUCAAGCAAAGGAAAUCAUUUAAAUGUAACCAAAGAUAGCACACUUACAUCUCAUGGUGCAAGUCAAGCAAUGGGAGCUUCAUCAUCGAAUGAUCUUGAUGUUAGUUCACUUAACGAUGAUGAAGUACGAGAACGUUUUAAAUCUGUCAUGGAUGAUUUAUUCGAAGGUAAUGAAACGAAAAAGAAAAUGUUUGAACAAACAACAACAGCACAUAUGAGAGAAAUGCUCAUUUCACAUUAUAAACUUGCUACUAAUGAAAUGAGUGGUCCAAAAUCACCUGACUAUCAAAUACAAUCUUUAAAUAAUAUCACUAUUGAAAAUAUUUAUUCAAAAAAUAGUAAAGAAACAUUUGAACGUGUCGCAUUUUCAUUGAAAAAAUACGGUUUAAAAUGGAGUAAAGUAUUCAAUGAAAAUUAUAAUGGUCCGAAUGCAAUGAUAAAAGCGAUGCAAGCGUGUAUCAAUAGAAUUCAAUAUACACGAGAAAAAGUUAAUCGUGAUCAUGAUGAACGCCGUGAUAAACAAAAUACUUUACAUGAAAUAUUAAGUGCUGGUAUUGAAGCAUUUAAAAAUUAUCUUAAUCUUGGUUGGAAUUUCAAUUCAUUGAAAGAAUUGCUUGCAAAAGAUAUAGCUGAAAUUACUAUUGAUGUGUUAAAUAUUUUAACUUUGGAAAAUGAUGAACGUUCAAAUAAAACGAAACUUACAUGUGCCAUUCUUCUAUUUGCAUUGGCUAUGCCUAACGAAAAUAAUCCCUCAAAUGGUCAAAAUAUAGUUCAACUUCUUUCAAAAUCUGUUCAGAAGUGGCGUCGUGGCCAUGAACGAUUUGAAUGUCUUAUUCGUGAACUCAAUGGAACAAUCGAAGUAGCUGUAUGUAAACCAAAUGAAUUUUAUUUAUUUUUUAUUAUUUGUUGUCGUCUAUUGCAGAGUAGUUUUUUAAUGUGUAUCAAUGCCAUAUUUGUAACAUUAUCGACAGAACAUCGAUAUCAUUUGCGUAGUGAAUUAUUCCGAUCUGGUUUUAAAGCACGUUUUGAGCAAUUACAAAAACGAAUUGGUGAAUGUGAAGAUCCAAGACAAACAGAUAAUCUAGUGGCACAAAUUAAUUUAUUUCUUAGUCAUAUUGAUGAUGACUAUCAAUCAAUGCAUAUUAAACUUGAAUCUAUAUCAAAUUCAUGGGCUGAUCUUCAAGCUUGUUUUGAUUAUUUUAAUAGCUUAGUAAAAAAUACGUCGUCAGAACCUAUACUUGCAAGUAUUAUUAAUCGACUCAUUUGUAUUCGAGAUGACCCAGCGAUUCGCUUUUCUUAUCUUCGUUUAAUUGAUGAAUGUAUUACACGUAUUGUUUUUUCAAAAUCUGCAUGUGAUCCCGAUUUUGAUACGUAUUCAAUGGACAGUGAAUCUAUUGGUGAUUCAGGUUUAGGAUUAACUGAUCAUAUGCAAUCUAUACGUAAUGGUUCAUUACAUGAUUUAUCACAAAUGGCAGGAAAUGCUGUAAAUAAUUUAGCUGUAACAGAAAAUGAAAUUCAAAUCAAUUUAAUGAAAGGACGCGUGGAACAUCUUGAACAAACAAGAGAAAAAUUAAGUAAAGCACUUGAAACUGUUCUUAGCAAAGUUGAUGUACAAACAGCAAUGAAUUUAAAAACACAAUACGCUGAUAUUUUUGGAGAUAUAGCAUUGAAUAUUGGAUCUGCUAGUAACAUUCCACCACCGCCGCCUCUUUCAACAUCAAUGGGACAUAUGCCACCGCCGCCACCACCACCGCCGAUGCCUCCUGGAUUUGGAAAUGUUCCACCUCCCCCUCCAUUGCCAGGCACUUUAAUGCCACCUCCUCCACCACCAGGUCUUGUAUCAUCAGCAAAUUCAACAAUGAUAGAAGGAGGCAUACCACCGCCGGCACCGCCACCUCCACCAGUUCUUGAAAUGACAGGCAGUGGAGCUCCACCACCACCGCCACCAUUUCCAGGAAUGACGACUAGUGGAGGUCCACCACCACCGCCACCAUUUCCAGGAAUGACGACUAGUGGAGGUCCACCACCACCGCCACCAUUUCCAGGAAUGACGACUGGUGGAGGUCCACCACCACCCCCACCAUUUCCAGGAAUGACGGCUGGUGGAGGCCCACCUCCUCCACCACCAUUUCCUGGAAUGGCUGGUAGUGGAGGUCCACCACCCCCACCGAUGAUGAACAUGAAUGCUCCUCCACUUGGUCCACCACCAAUUCCUGAAUAUUUACCCAAGAAACAAAAAUAUGUUGUCGGUGAAGCUGUGAAAAAAGUGGCGUGGAAUAAAAUUAAUCCACAAUCGAUCAAGAAAGAGUCCAUAUGGGCGAACAUCGAUGAAAAAAAUUUUCAAAAUAAAGCAUUUUUUACAACAAUUAAAGAUAAUUUUGCUACAAAAUCAGCUCCUGCAAAAAAUCUUACUGAUAGCGAUACUGAAUCAUCAUCAACAACAACAACGACGAAAAAAACAAAAGAAUUUCGUGUACUUGAUGCACGUGCUGGUCAAAAUUUUGCCAUUAUGUUUAGUCAAUUGAAAUCAACUCCACAACAAUUUCGCCAAUGGCUUCUUGCAUGUGAUAGUCAAUAUUUAACAAGUGAUCUACUUGCUCAAUUAGAUAAAUCUUUACCUACUCCAGAAGAAUUGAAAAAACUUUCAGAAUUAAAAAAUGACAUCAAUGAGUUACCUGAUGCUGAACAGUAUUUUUGUGCUGUUAGUGAUAUUAAACGUUUACAUCAACGUAUUAAAAUACUUCUAUUUAAAAGUCAAUACAAAGAAUCACUUGAAGAAACAGAAAAGAAUUAUGUUGCUGCACGACAAGCCUGUGAAACAGUUCGUCGUUCGAAACGCUUUCCAAAAUUAAUCGAACUUGUAUUAACAAUUGGUAAUUACAUGAAUUCAAGUGGUAAAACAUAUGAACCGAUUUAUGGUUUCGAUAUCAGUUUUCUUCCCAAAUUACAUUCAACAAAAGCUAAUGAUGGCAAACGAACAUUAUUACAUUUUAUUCUACAAGAAAUUGAAAAAGAUCAUCCGGAUUUGUUACAAUUUGGCGAUGAAUUUCAAGGUGUUGCUGAAGUAGCAUCGAAAGUUGAUACGAAUGAAUUACAACGAGUAUUAAACGAAAUAAAGUCACGUAUAAAUAGUGCACAAACAGAUAUAGAUAAUGCUAAAAAUGCUACAACAGAUUUAAUACCAGGUGAUCGUUUUGCUCAAUCAUUAGAAGGUUUUGUUAAAGCAGCACGAGAUGAUAUUGAAAGACUUGAUGCAUUAAGUGUUAAAAUGACGAGUGCCUAUCAAGAUCUAUGCGAUUAUUUAGCCAUUGACCCAAAAAAAUGUCCAUUGAAUGACUUUUUUACGGAUGUAAAAUCAUUUUGUACGGUAUUUCUAACAUGUUUACAAGAAAAUCGUUUAUGGCGUGAACACGAUGAAAAAGCUAAACGUGCACAAAUGUCGAAACAACUAGUUGAUGAUAUACGAAAGAAACAUCGUACUGAACUCAAAGCAGAACCCAAAACAUUCUUUAAGCCAAGUGAUGAAGAUACUGAUGUUGUAUCAAAUCUUAUGUCAGUUCUCAAAGAUGCUAACAUGACAUCACAACCAAGACGAGUUCGUCGACCACCAGAAGGUGAAGCAUUUACUGGAGUAUUACAUGAAUUAAAUGCGAAUCGAGCUCAUCAAUUAUCACAACCAGUGGGUCGUGGUGAUGUUCGACCCAAUCAUACUCGUUCACCACCACCACCACCAAUACCCCCUUCAUCUCGUGGUGGCAUACGGCCAACACAUAAUCGAAUACCUCCACCUAUACCAGCAAGAGAUCCUCGAUCUACUACGUUGUAUGCUGACGUCGUUGGUCGAUUGAAAACGACCGAUCUUCGAACAAAAGCAAUCGAUCGUGAAAAUGCUCGAUAUCCUCCUGAUGAUAAUGGAACAACUCCUCGUUUAUUAGCUUCAUCUAUAUUGAAAGAUCGAAAUUAUGUAUAG